This is a messenger RNA of Acaulospora colombiana, 534 nucleotides long. Lineage: Eukaryota; Fungi; Glomeromycota; Glomeromycetes; Diversisporales; Acaulosporaceae. The record is from the annotation of a GenBank genome assembly.
AUGGCGCACUCCCCUCAAAGACUCGCUCUACAACGACUCGGCAAUCUCACACGAAUACUACAAUCCAAUCAGCGAUCUCACUCUAUUCGAAGCUCACCGAGUUUUCAGACUCGUACCAUGUCCUCGUCCACUGAAAACGAGAAAGGCCUCUUGCUCUACACUUGGUCGACUCCCAAUGGAAGGAAGGUGUCGAUAUUCCUUGAAGAAUUGAAGGCCGCCUAUGGAACCAAUUAUUCUGUCGAAAAGAUCGACAUCAAUACGAACAUCCAAAAGGAAGACUGGUUUAUUGCAAUAAAUCCCAACGGAAGAAUCCCGGCCUUAGUAGACAACUCGAGAAAUGGUUUCAAAGUAUUCGAAAGUGCAGCUAUCCUUCUCUACCUAGCAUCUCAUUAUGACAAGGACCGCAAAUUCUCCUUCGAGCCAGGAAGCGACGACGAGAGCGAAAUGCUACAGUGGAUCUUUUUCACGCACGGAGGAAUAGGGCCGAUGCAAGGACAAUGUGAGCCGCCGUAUAAUGGAAUGAACGCCAUCUGA